Molecule: messenger RNA, 1494 nt
Organism: Penicillium arizonense
Lineage: Eukaryota; Fungi; Ascomycota; Eurotiomycetes; Eurotiales; Aspergillaceae
Exons: 9
Coding region: 1-1494 (497 amino acids)
Cellular component (GO): cytoplasm; nucleus
Molecular function (GO): mRNA binding
Source: RefSeq, a predicted model, not a curated record
AUGUCUGACUACGUACAGCGCGAGAGAUCUCGUUCUCCUCGUCGUCGUUCUUCUCGCAGUCCCCGACGUGCCCGUCGUUCGUAUUCGCCGCGCAGCCGUUCUCGCAGCCGUGGUGACCGUGGUGACCGUGACGAAUACCGUCGCCCUGAUCGUCGUUCCCCCGAACGUCGUUCUCGCUCCCCAUUGAGCAACUCCGGUGCUGCUGGACCGUCGGGCUCGCCUUACGGUGGACGCAGUGGUUAUCCGCCUGCCAGAUUUGAGGAUCGCACCGUCGCCAAAGAGAACAUGAUGCAAACCGUUCGCGACUCGUCCCAGCAAGACCGUCGGGUCUAUGUGGGCAACCUUUCCUACGAUGUCAAGUGGCAUCACCUUAAAGAUUUUAUGAGACAGGCUGGAGAAGUUCUCUUCGCCGAUGUUUUGCUUCUUCCUAAUGGAAUGUCGAAGGGAUGCGGGAUUGUGGAAUACGCAACCAGGGAGCAAGCACAGAACGCUGUCAACACGCUUAGCAACCAGAACCUGAUGGGUCGUCUCGUUUACGUUCGCGAGGACCGUGAAGCCGAGCCCCGUUUCGUCGGUGGUCCUCCUCGUGGUGAUUUCGGCCCCGGUCGUGGUGGCUUCGGUGGUGGUUUCGGUGGUGGUUUCGGCGGUGCUCCCGGAACUGCUGGCCGUCAAAUCUAUGUUUCAAACCUUCCAUUCAACGUUGGCUGGCAAGACCUGAAGGAUCUGUUCCGCCAAGCUGCUCAGCAGGGUGCCGUCAUUCGUGCCGAUGUGCACACCGACCCCAGUGGACGCCCCAAGGGCUCCGGUAUUGUUGCUUUCGAGUCUCCUGAUGAUGCCCGCAAUGCCAUUACGCAGUUCAACGGUUACGACUGGCAGGGCCGCAACCUUGAGGUCCGCGAGGAUCGUUUUGCUGGCGGUGGUCCCGGUGGUAACUUCGGUGGACGCGGCGGCUUUGGUGGUGGAUUCGGCGGCCGUGGCGGCUUCGGCGGUGCUCCUGGUGGCCGUGGUGGCUUUGGUGGUCGCGGUGGAUUUGGCGGUGGCUUUGGUGGCCGUGGCGGUUUCGGCGGUCCCCCCGGUGGUUUCCCCGGUGGUGGCUUCGACCAGGGCGGUGCUCCUGUUGCCUCGGCACCUCCAAACCCCUUCACUGACUUUGCUACUUCCAACGGCGACAAGAGCAGUGUUAUCUACGUUCGCAACCUACCCUGGUCUACCUGCAACGAUGACCUGAUUGAUCUGUUCUCCACCAUUGGCAAGGUCGACCGUGCCGAGAUCCAGUACGAGCCCAAUGGCCGCUCCCGCGGUACUGGCGUCGUCCAAUUCGAUACCGCAGACACAGCAGAGACAGCCAUUUCUAAGUUCUCCGGCUACCAGUACGGUGGUCGUCCCCUCGGAAUCACUUUCGUCAAGUAUAUGACCCCCAACGUCCCUCAUGACGACAUGAUGGAAGGCCAGCAGGAUCACCCAUCUGGCCUCACCCAGGACCAGAUCAUGUAA